AUCACUCAUCAAAUGGUGAAAAAGUCAACACUAGACAGGAAUAGAAGUUUAGAUUAGUUACAAUAGAUCUAGUCUAUGAGUAGAUACUAAUCUAGAUCUUGUCUACGGUCUAGCUUCUAAACAUUACAUAAUUUAGAUCUAGAUUGUCUUUCAAACAUCUGCAUAUAAAACAGUAAUGAACGCAAUAACUAGAAGUGUUUUAAGUCAUAACUUUAGGUCUUCGUGCCAAUAUGUGGUUUUCCGUGCAUUCUCUAGUGAAGCGAAAAACAUAAACUUUGAUGACUUAGUCAAGGGUAAACCAAUAGUUGUUUUUAUGAAAGGUACUCCAGUAGCUCCCCGUUGUGGAUUCAGCAAUGCCGUCUGCCAAAUACUCAAACAUCACGGAGUUAAAGACUUUACAUCUUAUGAUGUUUUGUCAGAUGAUGCAGUCAGGGAAGGUAUUAAAAAAUAUACUAACUGGCCAACCAUACCGCAAGUGUUCUUCAAUGGAGAAUUUGUUGGUGGCUGCGACAUUAUGCUGGACAUGCACAAAAAUGGGGAUCUGAUUAAAGAACUACAAAAAGUUGGCAUUAGAUCUGCUUUGUUAGAUGCUAAAGACAACAGUGACGGCAAAUCUUAAAAGAACAAAAUAACCUUUUUGAAACUAAUCCCUCAACCAAUUGUGCACAUACUCAGAACUCAUAGCAUGACUGACUGGUUAAACUAGUUACUAUUAUUUUAUGGAUAAACAAUUGACAAAAUCGGUCACAGUUAAAAAAAAAAAGUCAAUUUUUUUGUUAAAGAAUAUGGUAAAUAUUGGUUAUAAAAUGGUAACUGGCCACAUAAUAAAAGAAAAUUAUUUUUUUUUUUUGGCGUUGUGCAACUAUCUUAUCAAUUAAAAUGACGUAUUAAAUUUCAGUCAUCUAUAGUGUGCGAGGUUAAAUCUGUGAAUGAAUUGUGUUUUAUUUGAUGUAACAUUGUUGAGAGAGAUGAAAGUACUUUGUAUAGCAUUAUGUUGUCUGAGCAUCUCAUGUUAUAGAUUUUAUAUAUUACAAUCGAAUUGAAAAUAUCA
Biomphalaria glabrata is the source of this 1051-nucleotide messenger RNA. RefSeq names its product glutaredoxin-related protein 5, mitochondrial-like. The record is from RefSeq and is a predicted model, not a curated record. The coding region runs from base 176 to 619 and encodes 147 amino acids. The transcript has 2 exons. Lineage: Eukaryota; Metazoa; Mollusca; Gastropoda; Planorbidae.